GGAAAAGUGGAGAAGAUAGAGAGUGAGUGAAGAAGGAAGGAUCAAAGCUAAACUGAAACUUACUCCUCAAGAUAUCUCCUGUCUCUUUCUGUCUCUCUGUCUACCCUUGUGGUCUUCCCCAUUGAUGCUGUCUUCGUCGGUUUCGCCAUUAAAGCUCUCACGCCGUCCCGCACGGGAAAUCUGUAGGUUGCCCCUCACGGAAAAGUUGCAGAAAAUUUCAUCCUGUACCAUUUAAAACCCUUUUAAUCUCGCAUUCUCUGAUCAGGUAUACAAGGGUUUCUCAUCUCUAUCUGUUUGUAAGAAAUGGAGGGGAUGAAGAACACUAGCAAGCAUCUUUUUGUCUCUGUAAUUUUUUUGUUAGUUAUGUUAUACAUUAUUCCACUGGGCACAUUCGCCAUUUUAGACCCUCUGGAUUUCCUGGCUUUGCAAACUAUUCGUAAAUCUCUGGAUGACAUGCCUGGUUCGAAUUUCUUUUCCUCAUGGGACUUCACCUCGGACCCCUGCAAUUUCGCCGGUGUAUUCUGCGAAGCGGACAAGGUAAUCGCUUUGAACCUGGGAGAUACCAGAGCUGGUUCUCCUGGUCUCAGCGGCCGAAUCGACCCUGCAAUCGGCAAGUUCUCAGCUCUCGCGGAGCUCUCCAUUGUUCCUGGCAGAAUCAUGGGUUCUCUUCCACAAAAUUUAACUCAGCUGAAGAACCUUCGGUUCCUCGCCAUAAGCAAGAACUUCAUUUCAGGCGAGAUACCCGCUGCUCUCGCCGAACUCCGGAGCCUUCAAACCCUUGAUCUUAGCUACAAUCAACUCAGCGGCUGGAUUCCACCGUCCAUCGGAGAAAUCCCUUCGCUGUCCAAUGUAAUUCUUGGUCACAACCACCUCACUGGUUCAGUCUCUUCCUUCACUUCCCAAACCCUAACCCGUCUCGAUCUCAAGCACAACAACCUCACCGGUGCCAUCUCACCUUCCUCUCUCCCACCGUCGCUUCAGUACCUCUCUCUUUCCGACAACCGGCUGAGUGGACCGGUAGACCGGCUAUUGGGCCGACUCAACCAGUUAAAUUACCUCGAUCUUAGCUUGAACCGGUUUACUGGCAGCAUUCCGGCCAUUUUAUUCACAUUCCCGAUCACGAACCUGCAGUUGCAGAGGAACUUCUUCGCCGGGCCGGUUAGACCACUGGAUCAGGUUACAAUCACGGCAGUCGAUCUGAGCUACAACAGAUUUUCCGGCGAGGUAUCGCCAUUGUUGUCGACGGUGCAGAACUUGUAUCUGAACAAUAACAGAUUCACGGGACAGGUUCCCGGCAGCUUCGUAGAUCGGUUGUUGUCCGCUGGGAUACAGAUAUUAUACCUACAGCAUAACUACCUGACCGGAAUCAAAAUCAAUCCGACGUCGGAGAUUCCAUUGAGCAGCUCUUUGUGUUUGCAGUAUAACUGUAUGGUGCCGCCGGUGCUGACCACUUGUCCUCUUAAGGCAGGUGACCAGAAGACGCGGCCGACGACUCAGUGUGCCGAGUGGAGGGGAUAAAAGUGGGGGAUAGUAGAGAUGGUAAGGGUAAAAGUGGGAAUCUAAUUC
This is a messenger RNA of Telopea speciosissima, 1566 nucleotides long. Its product is annotated as LRR receptor-like serine/threonine-protein kinase ERL1. NCBI's taxonomy places the organism in Eukaryota, Viridiplantae, Streptophyta, Magnoliopsida, Proteales, Proteaceae. The record is from RefSeq and is a predicted model, not a curated record. Bases 304 to 1518 code for a protein of 404 amino acids. The transcript has a single exon. Gene Ontology annotation, molecular function: protein binding.